Molecule: messenger RNA, 823 nt
Organism: Anopheles coluzzii
Lineage: Eukaryota; Metazoa; Arthropoda; Insecta; Diptera; Culicidae
Exons: 4
Coding region: 140-580 (146 amino acids)
Source: RefSeq, a predicted model, not a curated record
GUAAUGUAGAAAACUAAGUGUAGUUUGAGUGAUCAACGAACAUCGGUUCCAUCGCUGCCUGUUGCAGAUACGUUUGCCACGUAUAAUAAUCGUUUAUCUACCUUUUACAGACUCGAACAAAUCCACUCCUCCAUCAAAAAUGAAGAUUUUCACAAUACAGCCAGAAUCUGGCACCGCUGGAUUGAUGUCACGAACGCUCUCAUUCCCACUGGCGACCAGCGACGAUAUUGAGUGUCUGGAGCAGUACGUGAAGAGAUCGACGGAAAUAAAAAAACAAUAUGAAUCAAUAUUGCUGCGACACUUGCUGAAGGCAUCCCUAAAGCCAGCGUUUGCCCUAUUGCGCAUCUUCACGGAAGAGUCCCUAGCGGACUACAACUACAGUGGCCACUGUAACUAUACGCGGGACAAGAAAAAGGCGAUGAAAAACUACACAAUAUUUACCAACUGCAUUGAGUCUGCCUGGUCGAAUGUGUUACCGGAAGAACUGCGCUCCAGAGCCGUGCGGGACGUGAUCGCUCUCAUAGGAAAUCGGAAGCGAAUGCGACGACUGAAGCAAAGGAAAGCGGCUAAACAGUUAUAGGCCAACCCGUAAACAUCGACAGUUGGCAUAUUUACAAUUAUUUUAGGAUCGCUUUUUGUUUGUCCUCAGGAUCAUGCGCAGACAGAGGCGCCGCCACCCUGCCAGUGUUGUAGUAGAGCGGUGUAAAAGUGAAAAAAGGAAACAUUAGGAAUAUUUUUAAAAUAAAUAUGACGACAAAAAUGUAUAACAGGGGUUUUGUACUCUAAAUAUGUAGGCUACGAAGUGUCUCCGCACUUAAUUCAU